GGUCGGACACCCUGGAUAUAAUGGCUACUAAUAAACCGAAGGAGGAGGAAGCUGUAGCCAUUGACAGAGCCAGGGAAGCCGUGCUUUGGCCACACAGGUGCAAUGAGCUGUGCCAGGGAGCUUACAAUCCAUAUACAAUCCAUGUGCAUUUAACCCUUAUAUUACCACAGGUGCCAGAGUGCGGGGGAUGGGGGGGCAGCGGGAGAGGAGAGCUCACCUGUCACUCAUACCCUCCCCCCAAUCUCCUUCCCAGUGACAGUGGCAGUUUGUGCUCAGAUCCAGCCCUGAUUGUGCUCUCGCAGCUCCGUCUCUGCCCCCUCCAUCCGCAGCCGAGCUCCACUCUCCUUCCUCCCUCUCUAUUUAUAGGCACCAUGGAUGGAGCUGGGGAUGGAGGCAGGUAGCAGCUCGUGCUCUGCAGAUGUUAAAGCCCCCCGUGCAUCAUGGCUAAAGACAGAGCCUUCACGACGGUCCCUGGGGCCACUUUCACUAAUGCCAAAUCUUCGUCGUUCCAACAUAAAUCCAAGUUGGCGGAGAAGGCAGAAAAGGCCGACAGGAAGCUGAGGCGCCGACAGAGAUACGUGGAGAAGGACGGUCGUUGUAAUGUCCAACAUGGCAACGUGCGAGAAACCUAUCGCUACCUGACGGACAUCUUCACCACCCUGGUGGACCUGAAGUGGAGAGUCAGCCUCUUGGUGUUCAUCCUGGCCUACGCCAUUACCUGGCUGUUCUUUGGAGUCAUCUGGUGGUUCAUCGCCUACUGCCGAGGGGACCUUGACCACCUAGAGGACAGAACAUGGACUCCUUGUGUCAACAACCUCAAUGGCUUUGUCUCUGCCUUUCUCUUCUCUAUCGAGACCGAGACAACCAUUGGCUAUGGGCACAGGGUCAUCACAGACAAGUGCCCGGAAGGCAUCGUUCUUUUGCUCCUCCAGGCCAUCCUGGGCUCCAUGGUCAAUGCCUUCAUGGUGGGUUGUAUGUUUGUAAAGAUCUCCCAGCCCAACAAAAGGGCAGAGACACUGGUCUUCUCCUCUCACGCCGUCAUCUCUCUGAGGGACGACAAGCUCUGCCUCAUGUUCCGGGUUGGAGACCUGCGCAAUUCCCACAUCGUGGAGGCUUCCAUCAGAGCCAAGCUCAUCAAAUCCAAACAGACACAGGAGGGGGAGUUCAUCCCUCUCAAUCAGACAGACAUCAAUGUGGGAUUUGAGACCGGAGAUGACCGUCUCUUCUUGGUCUCGCCCCUCAUCAUCAGCCAUGAAAUCAACGAGCACAGUCCCUUCUGGGAGGUGUCCAAACGGCAACUGGAGAAGGACGAGUUUGAGAUUGUGGUCAUACUGGAAGGCAUGGUGGAGGCUACAGGGAUGACGUGCCAGGCGCGUAGUUCCUACCUGGUAGACGAGGUGCUGUGGGGGCAUCGCUUCAUGUCGGUGCUGACCUUGGAAGACGGAUUCUAUGAGGUGGAUUAUAAUACUUUCCAUCAGACAUUUGAGGUGCCCACCCCUUCCUGUAGCGCCAGAGAACUGGCAGAGGCCGCCGCCAGAAUGGAUGCCCAUUUGUACUGGUCCAUUCCCAGCCAGCUGGACGAGAAAGUGGAGGAAGGAACAGAGAAGGAGAACUUCAUCAAUGAGAUUAAUGGGACUCUGAGCAGCGCGGAGAGUGAGCAAGUCCUCCUGGAGUGAGUGUCUCCCAUUAGUGAGUCCUGCUGGACUAAGUGCACUCCCAUUAGUGAGUCCUGCUGGAGUGAGUGUCUCCCAUUAGUGAGCAAGUCCUGCUGGACUGAGUGCACUCCCAUUAGUGAGUCUUGCUGGAGUGAGUGUCUCCCAUUAGUGAGUCCUGCUGGACUAAGUGCACUCCCAUUAGUGAGUCCUGCUGGAGUGAGUGUCUCCCAUUAGUGAGCAAGUCCUGCUGGACUGAGUGCACUCCCAUUAGUGAGUCCUGCUGAAGUGAGUGUCUCCCAUUAGUGAGCAAGUCCUGCUGGAGUGAGCGUCUCCCAUUAGUGAGCAAGUCCUGCUGGAGUGAGUGCACUUUAUAGUGAGUCCUGCUGGAGUGAGUGCACUCCCAUUAGUGAGUCCUGCUGGAGUGAGUGCACUUUACAGUGAGUCCUGCUCGAGUGAGUGUCUCCCAUUAGUGAGCAGGUACUGCUGGAGUGCCCUCCUCUAGAUAAUGGAGGGAGCUCCCCCCUGUGGAUAAUGGAGGGAGUGCCCCACCGUGGAUACUGGAGGGAGCACCCCCUGUGGAAAAUGGAGAGAGCGCCCACCCAUGAAUAAUACAGGGAGCACCCCCCCAUGGAUAAUGGAGAGAGUGCCCCCCUGUGGGUAAUGGAGAGAGCACCCACCCAUGGAUAAUACAGGGAGCACCCCCCCCCGUGGAUAAUGGAGGGAGUGUCCCCCCUGUGGAUAAUGGAGGGAGCGUCCCCCCUGUGGAUAAUGGAGAGAGCACCCCCCCGUGGAUAAUGGAGAAAGCGCCCCCUUUGGAUACUGGAGGGAGUGCCCCAGGAGACACCCUCAGAGAAAGACCAAUAAAGACUUAUUUUGAAGCUCAA
Xenopus tropicalis (tropical clawed frog) is the source of this 2539-nucleotide messenger RNA. It is a transcript of the gene kcnj9, whose product is annotated as potassium inwardly rectifying channel subfamily J member 9. The record is from RefSeq and is a predicted model, not a curated record. NCBI's taxonomy places the organism in Eukaryota, Metazoa, Chordata, Amphibia, Anura, Pipidae. The transcript is spliced from 3 exons. Gene Ontology annotation, cellular component: membrane. Gene Ontology annotation, biological process: potassium ion transport. Bases 441 to 1676 code for a protein of 411 amino acids. Gene Ontology annotation, molecular function: inward rectifier potassium channel activity; G-protein activated inward rectifier potassium channel activity.